Molecule: messenger RNA, 3901 nt
Organism: Mercurialis annua (annual mercury)
Lineage: Eukaryota; Viridiplantae; Streptophyta; Magnoliopsida; Malpighiales; Euphorbiaceae
Product: auxin response factor 5
Exons: 13
Coding region: 716-3610 (964 amino acids)
Biological process (GO): regulation of DNA-templated transcription; response to hormone
Cellular component (GO): nucleus
Molecular function (GO): protein binding; DNA binding
Source: RefSeq, a predicted model, not a curated record
UUUGAUGAUCUCUAUUCUUUUUCCUUUUCUACUGAUUUCGUGUUCAAUUAGUCUGAAGAAAAGCUCUGUAUUUUUUUUUCUUUUUCAAAAAAAAAGUUAACUUUUUGAUUAAACAAACAAUAUUUGUUUUUGACACAGUUUAAAGCUGCAACGAAAUCGCCAUUUUCAGAAAAGAAAAGAGUGUGUGUGGCGCAGGAUAAGACUUCACACACUCUUGCUACUUUCAAGCAAACUAUUCACACAUAAUUUCAGAUUAAAAAAAAAGAGUUUUAAAUUUCUUUUCUUUUAUGAUGAUGAUGAUGAUUAUAUUUUCAUUAAAAACAAGCACACUUUGAUGAUAACAACCCAGAAAGAAUAGAGAGAGAGCCGACCCAGUGGCUCAUGCUUUGGUUGGCGUGCUUUGAUGUAAAAUGAUCUGUUUCUAUUGUGUUUUCUCAAAAAGGCCCACCUUCGAAAAGAUUUCUUAAGCUCCUUUUUGCAGGUUUUUGUUGCUCGUUUCAAUUUGUUUGGACUCUAUUAUGGCUUCUUUUACUUUUCUUUUGUGUCUCAUUUAGAUUGCUCCUUCAGAUUCCCUUUUAACAUGGCUCUAUUAGCUUCUAAAUUCUGGGGUAGUUUGUGGGUGGAGAUGUGAAGUGAAGAUGGGAGUUUCUGAAUAUGAGUUCUUCUUGUUGAAGUAGAGAAUAAGAGGGAAAGUUUGUAGCUUUUGAACAAGAAGAUGGGUUCUGUUGAAGAGAAAAUUAAAACAGGGAGCUUGGUUACUGGAGCUCAACCCAAUCUGCUUGAAGAAAUGAAGCUGUUCAAAGAAAUUCAGGACCAUUCUGGGUCUCGCAAGAAUAUAAACUCGGAGCUGUGGUACGCCUGUGCAGGUCCACUUGUUUCUUUGCCUCAUGUUGGCAGUCUUGUGUAUUAUUUCCCUCAAGGACACAGUGAACAGGUGGCAGUGUCUACGAAAAGGACAGCAACUUCGCAAAUUCCGAACUACCCAAAUCUUGCUUCUCAGUUGUUGUGCCAAGUUCAUAAUGUUACCUUACAUGCCGACAAAGACACCGAUGAAAUUUAUGCACAGAUGAGUCUUCAACCAGUGAACUCUGAAAAAGAUGUGUUCCCUAUACCGGAUUUCGGGUUAAAGCCUAGCAAACAUCCGAGUGAAUUUUUCUGCAAAACCUUGACCGCAAGUGAUACGAGCACACAUGGUGGAUUCUCAGUGCCACGGAGGGCAGCAGAGAAGCUCUUUCCCCCAUUGGAUUUCACUAUGCAACCACCUACUCAAGAGCUUGUUGUUAGAGACUUGCAUGAUAAUACCUGGACAUUUCGCCAUAUAUAUCGCGGGCAGCCGAAGCGUCACCUUCUUACAACUGGGUGGAGUUUAUUUGUUGGAUCAAAAAGGCUUAAAGCCGGGGAUUCUGUGCUUUUUAUCAGAGAUGAGAAGUCACAGUUAUUGGUGGGUGUGAGGCGUGCAAAUCGUCAACAAACAACAUUACCGUCAUCAGUUCUUUCAGCUGAUAGCAUGCAUAUUGGUGUUCUUGCAGCCGCAGCACAUGCUGCUGCUAAUCGAAGCCCUUUCACCAUUUUUUACAACCCAAGGUUUAUUGAAUUUGCAUUAUCAUUUAUAACUGUCCUUUCAUGGCGUGUAGUUUCUGAAUAUACUGCUAACCAUAUCCUCUUCACAAUUUAUAGGGCUUGCCCUUCUGAGUUUGUCAUUCCUUUAUCUAAAUUUCGAAAAGCGGUGUUCGCUACCCAAGUUUCAGUGGGUAUGCGGUUUGGCAUGAUGUUUGAGACCGAUGAGUCAGGGAAGCGCAGAUAUAUGGGAACAAUAGUUGGUAUUAGUGACGUGGAUCCGCUUAGAUGGCCUGGCUCCAAAUGGCGAAAUCUCCAGGUAGAGUGGGACGAGCCAGGAUGCUCUGAUAAGCAGAACAGAGUUAGUUCAUGGGAAAUCGAAACUCCUGAAAGUCUCUUCAUUUUCCCUUCUCUGACUUCCGGUCUCAAACGACCUCUGCAUUCAGGUUAUUUAGCAGGAGAAACAGAAUGGGGUAACUUAAUUAAAAGACCGCUUAUGUGGCUUCCUGAAAGUUCCAAUGGGAAUUUUUCAUAUCCUUCAAUUCCAAAUUUGUGUUCUGAUAGACUUUAUAAGAUGAUAACAAAACCCCAAUAUGUCAACUAUCCUGGAAUAUAUGAGUCUGGCCGACAAGAAUUCUCUGCUGCCAAGGCUGCUUCUCUAGACAAUGUUAAGACCAUGCAGCUUAACCAAUCCGUCAUUACAUCAUCUGUAGAGUAUCAAAAUCAGACCCAGUUCUGCCACAAUCCAUCCGACUCCUUUAACUCAUCUACAUCGACAAUGAAUAUGACAGGAAAUAUACAUUUGCCUUGCGAGAUUGAUAAUCAAGUAGAAAAGUCAAAAACAGAAACUCAGAAUUCUGCAGAUCAGUUUACCUCUGUAAGAGAAUGCAGUGAGGAAAAACCAUAUUCGAGUUUUACAAAUCCGCAAAACUGUGGGAACCAGCUAGAAGGUCAAAAUCAAAACCAGAAUCAUUUGCAUGCUCAAGCCGGUCUUUGGCCUGUGCAGUCGAGUUUUGAGCCUUCUGUGUUGCAACCCCAGCAAAUUCAGCCUCAUGCUGAUUCUAAUACCUUAAAUGGCUCGCUUCCUUUCCUGGAUACCGAUGAAUGGAUGUCGAAUCCUUCUUGUAUAUCUUUCCCCGGGAUGUACGGAUCGGUGUCGUUGCCAAUGUUUGGAUUGCAAGAACCAUCAACUAUACUCCCCGAGGUUAUAAAUCCAUCCGUACCUUUGAUGAAUCCAGAUUUGUGGGAUCAGCAGCUGAACAAUUUGAGAUUUUUAUCCCCAACGAGCCAAGUGAUUCCUCAAGAUUCAUGUAGCCUUAACCCAACAGUAGCAAAGGCUUCAUCGGAUGAGAGUAACGAUCAAAGUGGAAUUUACGGUUCUCUUAAUGUUGAUCCCGGUAAUGGGGGAAGUACAGUGAUGGACGCUUCAGUCUCAAAUGCCAUAUUGGACGAGUUCUGUGCAGCCAAGGAUGCGGAUUUCCGAAAUCCUUCAGAAUGUGUGAUCGGUAAAGAGGUGUUCAGCACAAGUCAGGAUGUCCAGUCUCAGAUUACAUCAGCAAGCCUGGCAGAGUCUCAAGCUUUCUCGCAGCAAGACUUUCCGGACAGCUCAGGAGGUACAUCUUCUAGCAAUGUGGAAUUCGACAAGUGCAACUAUGCGCAGAAUAAUUCAUGGCAGCAAGUUGCUCCGCGAGUCAGAACAUACACUAAGGUUCAAAAAGCUGGCUCUGUUGGAAGGUCAAUUGAUGUUUCGAGUUUUAAAAACUAUGAAGAACUGUGUUGUGCAAUUGAGUGCAUGUUUGGACUUGAAGGGCUGCUUAAUAACCCAAGGGAAUCGGGAUGGAAGCUGGUGUAUGUCGACUAUGAAAAUGACGUUCUACUUAUUGGAGAUGAUCCUUGGGAGGAAUUUGUUGGCUGCGUUCGCUGCGUAAGGAUUUUGUCACCUUCUGAGGUUCAGCAGAUGAGUGAGGAAGGAAUGAAGCUUCUGAAAAGUGCUAAUAUCCAGAGUCUCACAGCUUCUGUUUCAGACGGUAGUCAUGCUCGCGAUCAACUCUGAUUAAAAAAUGGCUUUGUUUUUCUGCGCUGGGACAUCAUCAAAAGCUCUCAUUUGGUUAGCACUUUGCUUGAAAUUAUUAUUGAUACCAUUGAUGGUGACAAACAUUGCAAUUUGCCUUCACAUUGUUAAGGUGGAUUUAGAUGUAUGAACAUAGCAGUUAUUUAUAGCUAAUGUAUGAAUAGUUUGUGGUACAUCUUGUUUAGCAGAGCUGUAUCUGUUUGUGCCGUUCUCACAAGUGUAUUAUUGUAAUGGAAUGUAAUGCUAGUCGAAAACAGUGAGGCUAAUUCUGUC